AUGGCAGUAAAUCCUCACUCGGAACCGGCAAAGAUGGAACAGAUAAUCACAGAAUUCUUCGCAAAGAGUUUGCAUAUUAUACUUGAAUCCAGAUGUCCCUACGUCUCUUCACGUAAUUAUAGUGGGGAGCAAAUUUUGUAUUCUCCUUCUUCCUCUGCAUCGUCUUCUUCCAGUACGAGACCUAGAGAUAAGUGGUUCAAUCUGGCUCUCAGGGAUUGUCCUGCAGCGCUUGAGAAUAUCGAUUUUUGGCGACAGAGCAACCUUGAGCCGAUGGUGGUGGAUGUGGUUCUGGUUCAAAGGCCUCUCAAUUGGGAUUACACAAGUAGUUCCCCAAACCCAAGAGUAGCAUUUGAGCGAAACUCAUCAUCAAAAGAUCGAUUUCCUUUCGUAUGGAAAUCAGAUUCUGAUGAAUUUGGUAGUGAUGGGAGUACUGAAAAGAUCAUCGAGAGGUGGGUUGUUCAGUAUGAGAGCAAGAAGGGUUGUAAAGAAGCUUGUUCUGGUAGCAAGAGAUCUAGCUCCACCAGUUCGCAUGCAUUGUACAAGAAAUCAAUUUUGCUUCUAAGAUCCUUAUAUGUAACUGUUAGGCUUUUACCUGCUUACAAGAUUUUCCGUGAAAUCAACUCUUCUGGCCAGAUUCGAUCAUUUAACCUUAUUCAUAGGGUUUCAUCUUCUGUCGAGCCACUCAUCCGUAGAGAUGAAGCUGAAAUGCAGCAGUUCAUGUUCACUCCUGUGGAAACUUCUUGUGAUUAUGUUGGUAGUCCAUUAGCAGACCCACUAAAGAGGCUACCUUCAGUCCCAAUGCCUCAAUACUCUCCAUCUUCUUCUCCAUUUGGAAGGCGCCAUAGCUGGAGCUAUGAUGCAAACAGAGCAUCACCACCUUCAGCAUUGCCAUCACCAUCUCCUUCACCUACAUAUUCAGAAUCACGAACUUUACACUCUAAAUUUGGCAAUCAUCCUCAUCCUCAUCCCCAUCGCCCACCUACUAGCUCAUCACGUUACCCUUCACUAGAAAUAGCUCAAGUUCAUAACAAAGACAUGGGUUAUGAUGAGUAUGUCCCUUCUCCUAACUUUUCACCCUCUACAUCUCCAUCACCACCCAUGUAUCUUCAAGGAAGCAACAUGUUGAAGGUUCUCCUCCGUUCUGAUAGUGCUCCUGUUUACAUACCCACUUCUAGGCUUGGUGAUGCACCUUUAUCUUCCAAUAAGACAGUUUUACCCUUUUCUCCUCCCCAUAAAGGUACCAGACCAUGUCUUUCUUUACUGGAGAGAAGCCCAAGUGCACUCCAGGGUGCCAAGUUGUUGAAAGAAGAUCAUUCAAAGCCAUCUGGUGUGAAGAUUUCAUCAAACAGCUCUCCUCAUAAAUCUUUUUCUAGAAGCUGUAGCAGGUUAUCUUUUGAAGAUAGUUAUGAUGACUCUGAGUUUUCUGGUCCUUUUGUGGUUGAUGAUGAUGAGCUGAUUGAUCAUGGUAUUGGUAGCAGACCUGGUUCAUCAGAUAGAUCAGGAAAUCUUGGAACACCACAUGAACGUGCAGUUGGUGCUCUUGUUCAAAUGCUGAAAAAAGCACCACCACUUCAACAAGAUUUGAAUCGAUCACACUCACAGAAGCAGAUUCAGAUUCAAGAUCCUCCGCCUGUUGCCGCCUCAAACAUGGCGGCUUCUUCUUCUAGGGUUUCUCCGGUGAAGACCACAUCGGAUGCAUUAGAGGAGCUUAAAGUUUACAUGGACAUGAAACAGCUGCUGUUAAGGCAAUCGGGUAAGUCCUAAAAACUAAAAAGAUUGAUGAGAUUUGGAGGGGACUUUGUUUGGUUAUCGUAUAAUUUGGUGAAGGGUAUAUUCGUCUUUUUUUUUUUAAUGUUGGGGUUGACUUUGUACAUAUUUGAAAAUGUUGGUAUAUAUAUAUAUCCUAGUGUUAUGAAACUGCCAAUGAGGUGGUUGAUUUUCUGUUUCUGGAUUUUGGUUAUGAAGGGAGGGAAUAUAAGUUGGACAUAUAUAUGACUUUUAUUUUGGUUAUUUUGGAGAUAUUAUGAAAUGGGAAAAGAAAAAGAAUAGAGUUUGUGUUAUGAUUUGUUCAAGUAUUUCCCUUUUUAUUGCUAGUGUCAAUAUAUUAUGUAUGUGAAUUGUAUAUCGAUCCAUAAUUAGCUCAAGGGAUAAUUGUAAAAGCG
Molecule: messenger RNA, 2162 nt
Organism: Lactuca saligna
Lineage: Eukaryota; Viridiplantae; Streptophyta; Magnoliopsida; Asterales; Asteraceae
Source: the annotation of a GenBank genome assembly